Messenger RNA from Eutrema salsugineum, 831 nucleotides. RefSeq lists its product as uncharacterized. NCBI's taxonomy places the organism in Eukaryota, Viridiplantae, Streptophyta, Magnoliopsida, Brassicales, Brassicaceae. Bases 190 to 744 code for a protein of 184 amino acids. The record is from RefSeq and is a predicted model, not a curated record. The transcript has a single exon.
GCGUCGACAACUGCAAAAAGCUGCUUGCUUUGUAUAAAUACACGCAUAAGUGUCCACAACUUCUCCCACACAAUCACCUGAAGAACCAAAGCAGCCACACACACAAACACACCAAAAAACAGGGGCUUACCGGAUCCAUCUCAGAUCUCGAACCAAUCCACCAAAAAAAAGAAGUAAUAAUUCAAAUUCAUGGGGGAAUCAAAGAAGAAAAGCAGAUCAAUCGCAACACAAAGAGCAUGGAGUCUUGUAAGAAUGGCUCUUCUAUGGGGAAGAAAAGGUGGCAUCUUUAAGAGAUGGCACAUGUUCGAGCUACGUCACUUGUUCUCCAAGCAUCUCAAAGCCCUAGCUCAUCCUAAUAACGGCGCUGACAAAGAGAGCUAUCUCUCACGUUACGGCGAAAAACAGCUCUCUUUCGACGAGACGCCGAUCUUCAACGUUAAGAUGCAUCGUCCUGCAUCCAUGCGGUUCCUCUUGCCUUGCAUUGCUCCUCCCGUUGACUUUGACUAUGAUUUCGAAUUGGACGGUCAAGAUGAUACCGACGGUGUUAGAUACUACGAUGAUUCUUCUUGCCACGAAAUAUGUGAUCGUGCGGCCAAGGACGAUCGUGAGGAGGAAGAAGAAGAAGAAGAAGAUAAAGGUGUUGAUGUGAGAGCAGAGGAGUUUAUUGCUAACUUCUAUGAGCAGAUGAAAUUGCAGAGGCAAAUCUCUUAUUUGCAAUACAAAGAACGCAAUGAAGUCGUAUGAAAGUGUUUCAAGUCAAUUCUCGCUUCUUUCUUUUUUUUUUUUUUUGUCAAUUCUGGUGAAAUAGAGAAUUACGAGUGGAAAAAGUUA